AUGGCUCAACAGCCUAUGACGCCCUUCUUCCCCAUCUUCGCAUCCAAGUCGGACGGACAGCACAUUGUCAACCUCAAAGGCCGACCUCUACGAAAUGGCCCGACCGAGGAACAGCUCAACACGACGCCCAACGACCAGGGCCAGCGCGACUUCUACCGCCUCAUAGACAAGGAUGACCCCAAACAUCAAGAUUGGCGCAAAAAAUUGGGUGGUAUGCUUCUGCGCGAGAUCGGUGGGAAGCAGUGCGAGGACAAGUGGCAGCAGUGCAUUCUGUGGGAGCUGCCGGAAAACUACGUCCUCUACGAGCACAUCAAGACCAAGGCAGACGGACAGUUGAAAACGGUCAAGAACCAUUCGGGCGGCGGCCAUGAUAGACAAGAUGCAUACCUCUAUGGAUACCCCAAGGGUCCCAAGAAGCGCUUCAGGAGCCCUGUCGAGUUCUUCCCCCAUCUCCUGUGGCUGUGCACCGAUGAGAAUAGCGACAUGACCAACUGCACGUGCAAGAUGUGCUCGCCCGCGGGGGACGUCGAGAAGCCCCAAGUCAAGGUCGAAGUCAAGCAAGAACAGCCUAUGGCUCUCAAGCGAGAGACCAGCUCCACCGGGGCUGCACCAAACAGCACCGUCAUCGGUCGCAAUCCCAUCGUACAGAUCCCCGCGCGAAGGUCGUCGACCGGCGCGCCUGUCCCAAGUCCCAUCAUCAAGCCCUCCACGCCCGUUACCGCCCCGAAGCCUACCCCCAUACCCAGUGCUGCACAGAUUAGGGCUCCUCCAACAUUACAAUCUACACCUCUCCCCCAGCCGCGGUCGCUCGAACAGCAGGUUGACCUGUCGUACAACAAGUUUCUCUGCCGAACUGGAGAGGUCGUGUGGUUCUUCCGGCCCAAAACAUCAGCCUGGGGCCUGGGACUUGUAGUGCGAAGAUGGGCUCUCAAAGAGCAACCCAUGAGCAGAUCAUACCUGAUCCAGCCACUGUCCCACCCCUUCGAGUCGCCGCCACAAGAAGUCGUGCACACGGAUGAACAUGUCAAGCCCUGGCUUGCGUGGUCAGCACCCAGCUGCACGUUCCCUUUCCUACAACAAAACCCGCAAUUCGAAUAUGGUAAUACCGACUGGAGAGCCCUCAUAAGUGGGCAGGGGGGCGAGGGCAUCGCGUCCGUCGAUGCGUCUAUAUUAGCUGCAAAAGCCAUCGACACCACAUAUACGCUCUUCGAGUGUCUCAAGACGUCCAAGGACGACAAGGGAAAUGAAGUUCGACAGUACAACGGCAUGUACCUAGGCGCUGAGAAGAUCUGGAAAGGCGAGGCCGUCCGCCUGCGUAUAGGCGCCACUGGAACUGACCUGAUGGUUGUCACUGACAUCGUCGAGCAAGUCUUUGCCAACCCACCGCCCAAUCAGCCCAAGAGCAAAAUUAUCGCAGUCGGCGAUAUCUACAGCUACGCCACUUUGGAUGCGCCAGACCCUAACCUUCCCCCCAAGCCACCUCAGCAAAACGGCAAUAUUCCCGCGCGCAUGGUCCACGACAUGGUAUGGCGAAACCGAAUGCUCGUACCGAUUACUCGUACUGCAGCAUGGUGGAAGCUCAUCCAGCCAUCAUACAAGAUCGACAUCGAUGACAUCAAAGGUCGUUGGUACGAAACAAGUCUUGUGUUCCAAGACCCUUUUGCUAAAGCUGUGAAGAACGGCGAGGGCGGUAAUGGCAUCUGGAUGAACUCGCGCGGCGAUGCAACGGGCAAGGGUAAGGGAGCCAGCGUGUCGCAACCUGACCGCAUUGGCGCCUUUGGGGCCUCCGUGCCCAAGGGAACGCGCAUCGUCGAGGGCCUGGAUCCUCCGAGUCAACCAAUUGGUCAACAACAGCAGUCUCAUGAUGGAAUGGACAUGAAUAUGGGUGCUGGUAGUAUGACGGACCCAUUUUCCAUUGAUGAAUUCAUGAAUGUGGAUCAUCUGGGCGACGACACUGGUAUGGAGUACGGUGGUAAUAACAACUUUACCUUUUAG
Molecule: messenger RNA, 1995 nt
Organism: Alternaria atra
Lineage: Eukaryota; Fungi; Ascomycota; Dothideomycetes; Pleosporales; Pleosporaceae
Exons: 2
Coding region: 1-1995 (664 amino acids)
Biological process (GO): silent mating-type cassette heterochromatin formation
Cellular component (GO): rDNA heterochromatin; SHREC complex
Source: RefSeq, a predicted model, not a curated record